GGCGGAUUUAUCCCGCUCAAGAUAAGGAAAGUGGAGUAUUAUUCCGUAUAAUUUUUGCUAACUACUCCGUGAUAGUCUAAUCCGGACAUCUAAUCUAAAACAGGAGUAAUUCAGAUUAGAGGACUUUUGAGUCUUUGACUCGGGAUUUUAGGAACCCUGGAAAGAAACCGCCGGGCACUCGCUCAUCUAAGACAUCGACUACUUGACUCCGGCGAAGCCAACUCGCAAGUCGCCAAAGCCGCCCGCACGGCUGCCUCCGAUUCAUAUUUAUAUCUAGCGCGCAGCUCCUUCCUUCCUUCCUUCCAAGUACUCCCAUUCGCGUAACCAGAAGACUCAGAUUGAGAUGAUGCUGACCUCCAAUUCCAUUCGCUCUCUUCCCCGGCGGCCUCUCCUCUCCUCUUCAGGUCCUAAUUUAAGGGUUCCAAAAUUUGAUCCGAAGCUCAUUUCUCUUGCCCCCCAACGUUCUAUAUUCUGCCAAACCCAUCUACAGCUUUCUAGAAAGAACGGGAGAAUAUCAUGCUUUAGGAAAGAAGAAUAUUCUCACGGCGACUCCCAUUAUGAAUUGAAUGAGCAGGUUUUACAUGAAGAGCAACACAUAGUGUCUGAAAGUGAUAAUUUAAGCGUUGAGAAAAGAGACUGGAUUUCAUUUAUUCUAAAGGCUCCAGAUGCAUUGCGUAGAGUGAUUGGAGAACCCUGGAAUGUCCCAUGGUCGGCAGAGACAAUUUUUCAGGUAAGAUUCUUGAGAUAUAUCAUGAUAUCAGGACUUUCAGGUUAUGUAUGCUGCUUAUGAAUAUAAAAGAAGCUUUCUUGGAGCACUAACGAUCCUCAGUUGAAAUAUUUCACUUCAAUAUUUUUGCAGUGGAUAUCUUCAUUAUUUUUACAUGACAAUUUUACAGUUCCUGUCAUAUUUUUACUAAAUAAGUGUGUUUUCUUAGUGGUCUUUAUUAUCUUUUACAUGUGUCAGAAGACAUGUACAUUGUCUGUGGACUGAAUUGCUAUAUCCAUAUUGUGCUACCCUUUUUUGUAUUUCAUAUUUACAAUUCCCAAGUUUGAUGUGCUACUCUUCUUGGUUGAAGUUUGUGUUUGCAAUGCCUUUAACACUCUCUGCUUCUCACUACAUAUUCUUCUGUGUAUAACUGGUGUAAUCGACCAAUCGUACCCAUCUAGUAAAAGCAGUUAUAUAGUUCGAAAAAACAAUAACUGGUCAAAAACUUGUUUCUGUAUUUCCUUGGCAAUGAUUUUGAGAUAGGUACAAGUGUAUCAGGAAUCUUUUUUUAUGCCAGUCUUGUCCCUUAAUAGAGGAAUUUAAAGUUGUUUUGACAACCGCACAUGUUAAUAGACUAACACAUUUUAAACAAUGGUUUUAAUGAUCUUGCAGGUCAUGCUCCUUUGGAUUGCAUCUUUCUGGUUUAUUGGUUCAUGGAUGAUUCCAUUUGGAGCACACAUGAUGGGAUUCAAUAAAGAAUCACUUACAUUUAGAGGACAGGCUUUGUUCAGCCUACUGACUGAUAUAACUGAGGGCCUUGCUGGAAUUUUGAUUCUUCGGCGAUGCUUAUCUCGUUUUCGCCCGCUUCCACGUGAUUGGUUUAAAUUUAGCAUGAAAGGAAACUGGCUUCUUGAUUUAAUCUUGGGAUGCUUCAUGUUUCCACUUGUAAACCGCCUGUCACAACUUAACCUCAACCUACUUCCUGUGCUACCUACUACUCCUGUGACACUCUCUAGUGUUGAGCAAUCCAUAAUGGCGAGAGAUCCUGUGGCUAUGUCACUCUAUGCAUUAGUACUGGUUGUGUGUGCUCCUAUGUGGGAAGAAGUUGUAUUUAGAGGCUUCCUUCUUCCCUCAUUGACAAGGUACAUGCCGGUAUGGUGCUCAGUUCUUAUAAGUUCAAUCGCCUUCGCUUUGGCCCAUUUUAAUGUACAGAGAAUGUUACCCCUAAUGUUUCUUGGGGUUGUUAUGGGUAUUAUAUACGCUAGGUCCAGGAACCUGCUACCGUCCAUACUCUUGCACAGUAUGUGGAAUGGCUUUGUGUUCUUAGAUUUGAUGAAGUAACCAAAUCCUUGCAUUACCAAGUGUGUUGUAUAUAGUGAAACUCUCCGCCUUCAGCAGCUUUUACCAGAAGACAUAGGAUUGAGUUUGUUAAUUAUUCAGUGGAAGACAUUCUUUUAUCUGACAAAUCUGUUGCAGAGAGGAGGAUUGAGUAACAUCGUGUUGUGGGUCAUCAGUUGAAGAUUGGAGAGAGUUUUUUGUAUGUAGAGUGGACAUGCAUUGUUUUAAUUGGUGUCAUAAUAAAACUUAUAUUGUUUAACUUGAUUGAAGCUAAUUAUAUCCCAUUCUAUGAGAUUGCAUGAUAAAAACCUCGAGUUUCAGGCC
This is a messenger RNA of Cuscuta epithymum, 2368 nucleotides long. The record is from the annotation of a GenBank genome assembly. Lineage: Eukaryota; Viridiplantae; Streptophyta; Magnoliopsida; Solanales; Convolvulaceae.